This is a messenger RNA of Hemibagrus wyckioides, 4060 nucleotides long. It is a transcript of the gene fgfbp1a, whose product is annotated as fibroblast growth factor binding protein 1a. The transcript has 2 exons. The coding region runs from base 141 to 857 and encodes 238 amino acids. Gene Ontology annotation, molecular function: growth factor binding. NCBI's taxonomy places the organism in Eukaryota, Metazoa, Chordata, Actinopteri, Siluriformes, Bagridae. The record is from RefSeq and is a predicted model, not a curated record. Gene Ontology annotation, biological process: cell-cell signaling.
ACUUCAAAACCAGUUUUAAGAACCCAGCCCAAAGCUUUUAAGUGUUACUGUCAUCCACAUAGUCCAUACAAGAUUUAUUAUUUCUAAAGGUUACUAAUGAAAGACUAUUGAGGCACCGAUACACCAGAUUGUCUGCAGGCAUGACUGCGUCACUGAGGACAAGCCAAUUCAAGUUCGUUGCCUAUGAAAUUAACAUUCCUAUUAUUAUGGCACGCUUAAAAGGCAUCACCCUGGUUCUAAUCUGCGUCUGCAUUCUGCAGCAUUUCCUGCAGGUGAAUGCUCAAGGGAAGAAGGGAAAAGGAAGACAGAAGCAGCACAGCCCGUAUCCAAAGCCAACAGCACUUCCUCGUAAUCCUAAAAAGAGUGGCUCGAAAGACUCUAAAGUUGACGCUGUGCUAUUCAAAAGCAGGUUUUCGAAUAAAGACGGGACACGGUGCACUUGGGUGGCCACAGAAAGCAGCAUCGACGGUGGCGGUGCAUUUGUCUUGAGUGUCACAUGCAAAAAGGGCACUGAGAAGAGUCUCCAGUGCGAGUACACAGCUAAACCCAGGCUGUGUCCUGAAUACACGUCCAACGUCGGCGCGUUCUGGAAGCAGAUCGGCCGCUCGCUCAAGAAAGAUAAGAAGUUAUGCCUUGAUGCCAAAGCUCUGCUCAAAGCCAGAAUAUGCAGAAAAGCACCUAAGGGUGCACACUUUGCUCUCAAAACCACAGGAAAGGUCCGCCAGACACCUGCAAGGAAGAACAAGCCAUGUCCCAACCUUAAAAGUAGAGAACAAUUGGCCGAGGAGUAUUGCGGCAGCUCCUGGUCUUCAUUCUGUACCUUCUUCUUUGCUAUGGUUGAGACGGAGGAUUGCUGAAUGAGACACUUAGAAAAGUUAAUGCUACAAGGUUCAUGUAAAACAGGAAAGUCUGUAUUUUUCUUAAAUGAGAUUCACAGUCACUGUGUUUGAUCCACAUCUUUCUACACUGGAGAAUUUCACUAUAUGGUCUUUAGUCUUGGGCAGCAUGGUGGCUUAGUGGUUAGCACUGUUACCUCACAGCAAGAAGGUCCUGGGUUUGAAUCCGGGGUCUUUCUGUGUGGAGUUUGCAUGUUCUCCCCGUGCUUGCGUGGGUGUACUCUGGUUUCCUCCCACAGUCCCAAAACAUGUACAUUAGGUGGAUUGGUAAUUCUAAAUUGCCCAUAGGAGUGAGUAGUUUUCUGUCUAUAUGUGUGGCCCUGUGGUGGACUGGUGACCUGUCCAGGGUGUACCCCUGCCUUUCGCCCAAUGUGUGCUGGGAUAGGCUCCAGCAGAUCCCCGUGUAGUCUUUACAUUUUAGAUUUAUGUUUCUGCCUUAUCUAGAUCGACUUAAAUUUUAUCUCAUUUUAUACAUCUGAGCAAUUGAGGUUUAAAGGCCUUGCUCAAGGAUCCAGCUGGUCAAAUCCCAGCUGAGAUUUGACCUCACAACCUUCCGAUCAGGAGUCCAACACCUUAAGCACUAAGCUACCACUUCCCUUUUUGUGUGCUGUAGCAUUAUAAUUUAUUAUAAUUAUAAUAUAUAAAAUGGAGGCUCAAUCCUGUUCCAGCAAGACUGUGCACAAGGCAAACUCCAUGAAGACAUUGUUUGCUGAGGUUAGAGUGGAAAAACCUGAGUGUCCUGCACAGAGCCCUGACCUGACCUCAGCCCUACUGAACACUAUUAGGAUGAACUGGAACACUGACUAAACCCCAGACCUCUUCACCUGACAUCAUGGAUAAAGGACCAAUGGAAAGCCUCCCCAGAAAAGUGGAAGUAUAUAUUGUAACAGUAAAAGAAGAACUAAAUCUGGAAUGAAUUGUUCAAUAAGCACAUACUGUAUACUGUAGAUCUCAGAUAUCCUGAUACUUUUGGUCACAUUGUCUAUAAAGCACAUUAAUAUUGGUGAUAUAGUUCAUUAUUCAAAGAAAACUGUAUAAACUUUACAAACCAAUCAAAUGUAUGUGUCUAUACGCUACUCUACUCUCUAAACCUUUUGGAUUAGUUGUGCAUAAAGCAGCGUAUAAUCAACUUUUUUUAAAAACUUGGUGUAGCUAGACAGGCUAGUCAUCUAAAAAAACAUUCUAGCUUGCUAGAUACAAAGAAACCAUAUCCAUUACCUGGAGUUUAUAAAACAAUGACCCAGUUACAGAUAAACAGGCUAAACGCUGAAGCUAGCCAGCUAGCUAGCAAAUACUGAAGCUUUAUAGCUGAUGAACUAAAAAGAUGAGGUGGUUAAAAACAAGGCGCCAUAUUAAAGCUCAGCGCUAAAUAGCCCUAGCAUUGUUACAUCGUGACUUUUGGAGUGUAAAUCGUUGAUAAAGUAUUUUUUCCUGUUAGCAAUGUGUAGACAAGACCUGAAACAUACUUUCCCUUCUUAUCUGUCAUAACACUUUAGCCAUAUUCAGGCAGAUUUUGUCCAUUUGUUGUUGUAAUAUUUUUGAUUUAGCAUUUUUAGAAAAAAAAUCGUUGAAGGUUGUUUUUUAAGCUAUAAAAUCUCCAUUAAGGGCUUCUUUGACAGUAACAGUCAAUAAAUAAAUAAAUAACACAUUCAAUUACACCUUUUCUGUGCUAACACAAUUAUAACAUAUUUGUUGUGUUAAGUAUAAACCACAAUCUACACCGAUCAGCCAUGACAUUAUGACCACUGAGAGGUGACGUGAAUAAGACUGAUGAUCUCCUCAUCAUGGCACCUGUUAGUGGGUGGGAUAUAUUAGACAGCAAGUGAACAUUUUGUCCUCAAAGUUGAUGUGUUAGAAGCAGGAAAAAUGGACAAGUGUAAGGAUUUGAGCGAGUUUGACGAAGGGCCAAAUUGUGAUGGCUAGACCACUGGAUCAGAGCAUCUCCAAAACUGCAGCUCUUGUGGGGUGUUCCAGGUCUGCAGUGGUCAGUAUCUAUCAAAAGUGGACCAAGAAAGGAACAGUGGUGAACCGGCGACAGGGUCAUGGGCGGUCAAGGCUUAUUGAUGCACGUGGGGAGAGAAGGCUGGCCCGUGUGAUCCGAUCCAACAGACGAGCUACUGUUGCUCAAAUUGCUGAAGAAGUUAAUGCUGGUUCUGAUAGAAAGGUGUCAGAAUACACAGUGCAGGACGGGUCAGGGUAGCAAAAUAGGCACCAACACAAUAUUAGGCAGGUGGUCAUAAUGUUAUGCCUGGUCGGUGCAUGUCUUUUUUUGUUCCAAAUAGAUACAAGUGUGUGUUGAACCGAGAUAACCUCGUACCUGUUCUUGGUUAGUUUACGUCCACAAACUUGAAUGUCUUCAAAUGAAUUUCCUUGCAUUGUUUUAAUCUGCGUGUAAGAUUUGCCCGAUGGCCAUUCAGUCAUUCAUUCAUUCAAUCAUUAACCACACACACAUUUCCAGAGGCACCAUAGUAAUAAAAUAUCACAAAGCUCUCACAUCACACGAUUCAACCACUUCCUUUUUAAAUCUGCUUUGUUGGUUUAUAGGUCAUUCAUUGACUCCAACUGAAUGCUUUCAGACACUCCCUGUUUAAUGAAAGCAGAAAGUCGUGUAGAUUACAAAAGGAGGAGGAUGUGUGAUGAUAUUUAGUGUAACUUCAGGAUUGCGAGUGCGAGAUUGAUUUUAUACAACAGUUCUAUGAACUAGAAAUUUAUAUAGACUAAGUGACGUGAUAUUCAAACACAAUACGGACAAAUUUUUGGAUUAUUUUUGCUCUGAUAGCGGAAAUAGACCCCAAAGAAGCCACUUUGACUGUAUAUCUCAUCAGUUAGCUCUCUAGCUAGCAGACGCUGAUUUUGAACAUUCUCGUUAAAGGUGCUUAAGGUGUCUCUUCUUGCUUUUAUCUUCAUUUGACAAGCUUUCCUAUUUUAAUGUAUUGUUGUGAUGCUGAUGUGGCUAACUCUACUGCACUGUAUAUGAUGAACACAGACUAAUGGAGUAAUAUACACAGUGAAUUGUCUCAGUGUGGCUAAAUACAGCACUCUUGGAAUCCCAACCAAUCAAAAUUAGAGAACUGGACGUAACUGUUGUAAAUAAAGGAUGUGUCCAAACCCCAGUUUUCGGAAAAUCCUUCCUAUACCAGCAUGAUUAAAAAUCAAACUGAAGA